Peronospora matthiolae is the source of this 4347-nucleotide messenger RNA. The record is from the annotation of a GenBank genome assembly. NCBI's taxonomy places the organism in Eukaryota, Oomycota, Peronosporomycetes, Peronosporales, Peronosporaceae.
AUGAAGCCACAGCAUCCCAGUUCGACUUCUGGCCACGGAGGCUACGGCCAGCACGGCGGCGCACCGCACCCGCGUGGCAACGCGCACCAUUUGGAAUACAGGCCCAAGAGCGCGCACCAGCACGACGCGCGUCCCCACGCCCAAAUGACCUCUCCAGGACCCGAUGGCAUGGACGCAAACGCGGCAGUCUUUAAGCUCGGCGGGAGCAGUUACAAUCUCCAACCCACGGCUCCAGCUUUUAAUGGCUCGAUGAACUACGGACCAGCUCUCCCCAUGCACAACCAGCCAGGCAUGUCCCAGCAGAUGCGUGGUCCUCUUGGAAACCACCAGCACCAGCACCAUCAUCAGCAGCAGCAUCAUCAACAUCACCAGCAGCAGCAGUACCCAAACCAGCAUCCACGGAUGCGUGGACUUCCACGAGGUGCAGCAAUGCACCAGUACCCACAGCAGCUCGUGCCUGGAGGCGGUAUGAACGCUGGAGCUCCGGGCUUUUACCCGCCCAAUAUGCUAAUGCCUCCCAUGUAUAUGGAUCUAAGCCAAAGCUACUAUAUGGGGACCACCCAAAUGUAUAACAAUGCUCCAUCGAUGCAGGCCAUGCCAAUGGGCAUGGCAGGAAUGCCUAUGCCGGUGCCAAGUCCGCCGAAGCGCGAGUCCAAGAGGCUCGAUAUUAUUGACCCUUAUACAGGGUUAGCUAUCACUGUCAACAGCAACUCGUCCGUGGGACGAACCAGUAGUAUCAGCUCAGCAACAACAGCGAAAGACAUCCAUGUGGACGCUGGGGAGCAGAAGAAAUCACAGGAGAAGAAAUCGACAUCUGUUGAGGAACUUCCUGUUACCUCACCUGCUCCGAAUGUGUCAACGGCGGAUGCAAAGCAGGAUGGAGCAGCAACCUCUGUGACAAAAUCGCCAGAGGAAUCCUUAGUCAGUAAGAGUGCGAGUAGAGACCCAGAACCAGCAUCGCAUCCUGCCAAGGGGUUGGAGCCGACUCGAGGAACAAACGGUGUAAAAGAGACGGAGUCAGUCGGCAAGGCUGCAGUCGAGAUGUCUGGAUUCAAAACGAGCGAAAGCACGUCUUUCACGACACGGCAAACUACUACAACAAUCACUUCGGCCAGUACAAAGAUGUCGUCACCAAAACGACAGAUGCAGUCCGCCAAGGACCCAGCUGAGGAAACGUUUACCGCUAAGCAGCCCGAGUCAGUGCCUUCGAACGAGAAAGGUUCCAGUCAGGACGUUGGAACACCAACGCUGCAACAGGAGGCUCUACCAGGGAAGGAGAAUGACAAUGUGACUAACGUUAGAGAAAUGACAUCAGCCAGCACAAUUGGACAAGCAACAGCAGUGGGCGUGGGUUCACCAGCAAACUCAGGUGGUAAAUCCACAUACUCGCUGGAGCUUAUGACAAGUUUUCGCGAGCAAUACAAAGACCUACCAGCUACUACGACAGAUUCUGACUGGCCGUCGAUGGAGAUUUUUAGCGAAGCUGCUGUGUCACGUGGCGGUUCCCGCGGUGGACGCGGUGGAGCUGGUUGGGAACGUGGUGAUAAACUAGCUGGCGGAUCUGGACGACUUGGAGCACGUAGCAGCUCGGGUGGCGGUCAAUGGGCCCGAUCACAGGACUUGCCUAAGCGAACUGGUCGGGCUGAGCAUGGUGGCCGUGGCGAACGGGGAGCCACCCCAGACCUACCUCUUUUGGAUGGACCUGUUAAGCCGCUGACACGGUCAGCGAAUCGAUGGAUUCCGACCAAGAACACUUCAACUUUAGAAGUGACAAAGAAGAACGUGAACGGUAUUAUGAACAAGAUGACUCGCGAGAAAUUUGAGCGCCUGGCGGGACAACUGACUAGCAUUAACAUGGAAAGUCUGGAGAUGCUGCAAGCCGUCAUCAAAAUUAUUUUCGACAAGGCGGUUGGCGAGCCGCACUUUUGCGAUAUGUACGCCGACUUGUGCGUGCAUCUUGAGACGAAUUGGAAGGUGUGGUCGUUCUUGAAAAUCGUUCAGAACGACGACGACAAAACAUUUUACUGGACAGCAAUGUCGGAUUCAGACUCGGAAGUUGUUGGACCUUUCGACACGGUCAGCGGUGCGCUAGAGUCGGCAAGCAGCGACGAGUUCGAGCCUGUUCCUGCUCCUUCCAACAUGAAGCUAAGCGAAGUUCGUGUCCGCCACCAUAAAUUUGUGAAGGUGUGGGUGCACGAAGACCCGACUAAGCCUCAGUAUUACUGGUCGGGCCAAGAUUUGGACGAUUUGGGAGAUGACCAGGUGUUGAAUGGUCCUUUCGAAAGCCAUGAGCAGGCGAGUCGCGUCGCCCUGAAGUCAUGUUCAUUCAGACGUAUUUUGCUAAAUGCCUGUCAAGAAGAGUUCGAGAAGGACAACAUAUACGAAGAAUUGGAGCAAAAGUUUAGGCGGGACAAGGAAGAGGGCAAAAUCACGCCACAGAUGGCGACCGAUUACGAGGAAAAGCGAUUGAUAAUGAAGUUGCGCAUGCUUGGUAACAUUCGCUUCAUCGGUGAGCUGUAUCGAAAGGGGAUGUUACAGGAGCGCAUCAUGCACGAAUGUAUCAUGAAGUUGAUGGACGUUCGUUUAAAUAGUGAUGGCGUGCUGACAUGUGUGCACCCAAACGAUCCUCCAGAUGAGGAGAGCAUUGAGUCACUGGCCAAGUUGCUAACUACGAUGGGGAAAGACUUGGACAAGCAUGGUGCGCAAGGCGGUAUGCCGUCGUACUUCCGUUAUUUGGAAAGCAAGUUGGUGAAGGACAAGCGCUUAUCGUCUCGUAUCACCUUUAUGAUCAAGGACGUCAUUGAAUUACGCCAGCACAAAUGGGAACCGCGGCGUAAGGAGCUGAAGCAAAAGACUUUGACGGAAAUCCGAAAGGAGGCAGAACGAGAAGCUCGUGCACCCCCGAGCAGUGCGCCAAGCGGAGGUGGCCGUGGUCGAGGAGAUCGCGAUCAGUUUCGUUCGGACCGUCGAGCAAACGCGCCUCGCGAAGGAUAUAACAACAGCCGUUCUACAAUGGCGCCUGUGUAUCAACAUUCUCAGUCAAUGAACAGCCGUGGCAGCAACAACCAGCAAAUGACGUUUAUACGCGGCAUUGGAGCUCGUGAUGAUUCCGUUCAGACGGGGCCAUCCGGAAGGCCCGCUCAUUUUGGCAUGAGCGCUCGACAGGGUGGACGUGGCAACAAUGCGUCUCCUGCAAGCUUCUCUGGUAGUCGUCGUGGACCAGCUGCAGCUGUUGUAAAGAAACCGCAGUCACCAACUCACACAAAGGUGAUCGCCCCGCUUGACGAUGAAAUCCGAGGGAGCAUUGGCAAGAAGGCCAAGUCGAUCGCGGAGGAGUAUGCCUUGAUCUCUGACUUAAAAGAGGCUGACCUGUGUCUUGUAGAGAUUCAGAAGAAACACACGAACCACGAAGAUGUGAACCGUGUGUUCGCUUUCGAGAUUUUAAAGGGGGCUAUUGACGCCAAGGCAGAACUGCGUGCGAAAAUGGUUGAUCUGCUGGAAAAGCUGAGCCUGGAAACAAAGAGCCUCACUUUUGUUGGUAUCCGCUACGCCAUUGAGAGAAUGGUUGCGAUAUGCGGCGAUCUUUGGUGUGAUGUACCGAAGCUGCACGAACAAAUGGCUGACUUUGUGAUACGAUUUAUGAAGAAUUCGUCGCUCACCAGCGUUUCAUUGGACUGGGUUCUGGGCAAAUGUCUUCAGUCAGUGGAUAAAGCUGCAAUGGAAGAACUGAUCGAUGGAGGCUUUUUGGCUGCUCUACUGGGGGAGAUAUUGAAACUGUUGAAGAGCACUGAUGUUGGAAAGGCGACGAAGGAGAUUCGUGCGACGAAUGUUACUGUUCUGAGUGUAUUUCCAUCCCACAAGCAGUCCGCGAACGAUAUGCAGGAGUGGAUCAGCAAGUACGAUCUCGAGGCCGUAUUUUCGCUGGAGCCUGCUUUCGGUCUUGUGAGCCACGUGAAGAACGCCUCUUCAUACGACGAGGUUGUUUCCUUCAUUGAAAAUAACAUUCCUGACACCCUUCUCAACGAUCCGUUUUUCGCGACGUACACGUGCCUGUUUAUUCUGAACCUGUCAAAGGAGGAUGAGCAGCUGUCGGCUGAGAGAUGCAUGCUCCUCACGGGCUUCUGCGGCAGCCCUGACACCCAAGCUCGACUCGUGUCGGCCAUUUUCCAGACGCGAAGUGACAACGACGUCGUUAAGAAGCUGCUCAAACACUUGGUGAAGGAAGGCGCAGUGGUCCCUCUUGCCUUCAGCAAGUGGCUUGAGAUGCCGAACGACAAUAGUGUGAGUAGGAAGCGCGUGCAGGAGGAGCUGGGCCAAUUUGUAGAGGAACUGGCUCGGACCAAGUGA